CUUAAAAGAACAUCGGCCACAACAAUAGUAGUCUAUCUGAAAGUCACACAUAAUGUCCACAGUAUCAUUAUUGCACCGUCGUUCUUUACAUAGUGCUACAGAAUAACUUUUAACCUGCCUGACACGUUACCGAUUCGCCACAACAUACGGGGGCUUUAUCUGUGCGCCAGAGGAUUCUAGAGACUGCUAAGUGACAGCGACUUGGAAAACGGAGCACAUUGAGAACCGAGAAGCAGGAGCAACCGUAACCUCAGCCGGCCAGGCCAGUCCAGCGUUUCCUGGCUUUGAUGCGAUCCGAUUGUGCCUGGAGCAUGUCCACAGUGGGCCUGAGUGCACAGAAGAUCUGUUUACCCGCACAGAGCUCCUUGCCCUUCCUGCGGGGCAGCUACUGCCACAGCAUGGCUGGAUCCAAACCCUCGUGGAGCCAUCAGCACGACCUCAACAAUUUGUACUUUAGUAUGGAGUCCUCGCACACAGAGUACAGCCCCCGCACAAAGCAGCCGGUGUCCCUUCCACCAUCACUCAGUCUGGACAGGAAUAAACACAGUCCCAUUGCACAGAGGCUACCUCCAAAGAAAACCCGGCCCACCCAGCUAUCCCUCUCAUCCAGCUAUGAGCCCUCCUCCCCCAGCCCGGCAGACGACGACCAGGUGGUCCCGUCCUUCCAGAGGUUGUCUGUGUACGAGCGCAGCAGCCCCCCACAGACACCCGGCCGCUGUGCCAAGCCUCUGCCCCCUCUGCCCCUUCCUGUCCGGGCAGACGUCUCCCAAGACCAGGCCAUGGACCAUGAAGUGGAGCUCUACACCAGCUCGGACGACAGCCGUUGCCUGGUGCCUGAACAGCCGUGCCCCAAGCCUUCCACCUUCCGCUAUGGGCUCCCCAGCCACCGCAGUUUCAGGGGCUGCGGGCAGAUCAACUAUGCCUACUUCGAGGGCCCGUCAGCAGAGCAGCCCAGGCAGCAGGAGGUGCAGCAGGAGGUGGAGCAGGAGGAGCAGAAGCCCCCGGAGCCCCCAGAGCCUCCAGUCGUGGCGUGUCAGAGGCAGCAGGAGCGGGCCCAGAGGAAGCUCCGUCGGUCCCACUCUGGCCCAGCUGGCUCCUUCAACAAGCCCACCUCGCUGCGGUUGUCCUGCCACCAUCGCCAUGCCUACGUCCAGAGCCAGGCCAUGGACAGACCGGAGGUCCCGCCCCGUGUCCCCAUCCCUCCACGUCCCGUCAAGUCGGCAGACUGCCGCCGCUGGUCAGCCGAGGUCUCCUCCGGGGCUUACAGCGACGAAGACAGACCCCCGAAGGUUCCACCCAGGGAUCCUCUGGCCCAAGGCAGCUCCCGUACCCCCAGCCCCAAGAGCCUCCCCACAUACCUCAACGGGGUGAUGCCCCCCACACAGAGCUUCGCCCCGGACCCCAAGUACGUGAGCCGGGGCUUGCAGAGACAGAACAGCGAGGGCUCGCCCUGCAUCCUGCCUGUCAUCGAGCACGGCAGGAAGUCGAGCACCACUCACUACUUCCUGCUUCCACAGCGCCCUGCAUAUCUAGACAAGCCUUACCUGGAGAAGUUCCUCCGGGGCUUAGACAGCUCCGACUCUGCAGGGGCCCGCAGCGUCGAGGGCCCAGACUCACAAUGGGACUGCCAAACUAGAAGGAAAGCACGUGUGGAUAUGGUUUGAUUUAUAUGGAGCUCACAAAAGUGAACAUGACUCUGAUGUAACAAGAGCAACAACCACUUGGGGAAACAAAAGGUCUCGAAGCCUUCAAUUGCUUACUGCUGCUUUUACAGGAACUGGUGGAAAAAAACAAAGGUUUUACCCACAACCGUAUUCCGAAACAGAGUGUAUGUAUUUGGCAUAUACUGUUUGCAGUUACUGGAAAUGUUGGAAUUGCAAUCAAGAAAUGCAUUACCACUCUGAGUGUGGAUGGUAUUUAACUGUUAGAGAUACUAUUUUUGAUAUGAUUACUAUUUCAUAAUGUUGAAUAUUGUACUGUUUUGCUGAUACAGUGGUGCAGUUUUUAUUAGGUGUGAGCUGGUCUUGUACCUUCGGUUCUCAGUGUUUUGCGGUUGAUAGGUAUGGUUAUCGUGUUCUCUGCGUUGCUUUGGUGUCUCGGAACGUAAGGGACAAAGGGUCAGUAAAAACAUCCACGUGUCUCGUGUUCUGCCGAUGAAGUCUAAAGAAGAGGAGGCCUGUGUGCUUAUACCAUAGUUUGAAACUCAAUGAAGGAUAUUUACAUGCAAAUCCCCAAAGUAAUUUUUAAAGGAUAUACAUACAUGAAUAUGCAUUAAUGGAGGCAUGCUAAAUAGAUGUAGUUGCUUCGUUCAUGUUUGAAGCUGUGUUUUUGUUUGUCUCCGUCUCCAACACGGGACAUUCACAGUGUACCGGUGGGAAGAGGAUUAUUGCAAAUGUGAGCAUGUUUCCCCUGUAGACUGGUGCAGCUUGUGUUCGCGUGUGUGUGUGUGUGUGUGUGUGCAUGCUGAGUAUGACUUUCUACCGCACUGUAGAAAAUUGGGUUAACAAUAUUUGUUACUGUGCUCUGCCUGUUUCCAGCACUGCUUAAUGUACACAGCAGUUAAGCGCAAACUCAUCUCUCUAUAUUACUGUCGUUCAGUGUCCAAGUCUUUUUUGUUGCACAGAGAAUGGCCUGAAGGACAUCUGUGAAUGUAUGCUUUACUUACUGAACUAUGUCAAAUGUUCGGAGCUCAGUCGUUGGUCAAGCUGUGAGUCAUUGUCUGGAACUAGUAACUUGCCUUGAGUACUACCUCUAAUGAUAUUACUAACCGAUAUUAUACAAACCCACAUCAUUUGUUGCCUGUGAACUGUAACCCUUGGAAAUCACUGAUUCUACAUUAAAGCAGUACUAAAAUCCCUUCCCGGGGUCAAACAUGCUCACACAAAGUUCUACUUUGCUGUGAGUUGAUUUCUUGUUUCACAGUGUGCUGCACAGAAUGACGAGAGUUUGCGUUGGAUUGUCUUGUCCUACAAUAAGAAAUCCCUGAUUACAGAGAUGCUAGGAUCACCUGAUAACAUUGAGGUAUUACGCAGAAUGUGGGGCUUGCCUGUCUGACACAGACUUUCCUGUUCUGCACAUGCAUUCCUGCCUGACAUGAUUGCAGUAGGUGUGGUCCCUGAGACUUUGGCUGCUGGCAGCCAGGAAAUGAUAUGGAUUUUAUUAUGACAGAUUAUUCGUGAACCAUCUUGAUGACAUGGUAAAUGUAGCAAGUGCAUAAUUAACCCCAAUUAGAAAGGUGUAAAACACAUUAGCUCUAAGGUCAAACGGUCAUUGAAGUAUGUUUUUUUUUUUAUCUCUCUUUGUGAAGGGAAACCAACCAUGGCUAAUGCCUUGCUUUUUUUUCUUAAACGUUUACAUACAUUGUACACUGAUAUGUUAUUUAAUCUUAACCUGUUCCCAUGUCUUAUCAGAAAUUAAGAAAUCAAAUUAAGACUAGUUCAUGAAGUACAGCUGACAUUCUCUACUGUGGUGAAAACACAUGCACUGGGAGCACAGUAUGCUGUGUACAGUAUUUAACAUAAUUCCACUUGUCAUAAUAAAUAGUUGAUUGAUGUAUAGUCUUUAAAAAAAGGAACAAAUAAACCAACUUAUUUAUGAA
This is a messenger RNA of Hypomesus transpacificus, 3598 nucleotides long. It is a transcript of the gene errfi1a, whose product is annotated as ERBB receptor feedback inhibitor 1a. The record is from RefSeq and is a predicted model, not a curated record. Gene Ontology annotation, cellular component: extrinsic component of cytoplasmic side of plasma membrane. The transcript has 4 exons. NCBI's taxonomy places the organism in Eukaryota, Metazoa, Chordata, Actinopteri, Osmeriformes, Osmeridae. Gene Ontology annotation, biological process: regulation of keratinocyte differentiation; negative regulation of epidermal growth factor receptor signaling pathway. The coding region runs from base 288 to 1664 and encodes 458 amino acids.